UCUCUCCCUUGCCUUCAACCUGCCGAACACACAAGUGUAAACAGAAGGGAGAGGUACCGAAAACGGCUAAACAAGGAAUCUGUAUGAUACAGCUGUGAAAUGACUGAGGAACAUUCUGGGACGUGGAAUUCAUCAGACACAUGGUGGUGGUCAAAGGCCAAGUAUAGUGACCUUCGGGAUAUGCCUUUACCCAUGAAAGAUAAGCGCAGACUGAGGGAGCUAAGACAGACCAGAGACAACAGAGAUAGUUUCUGGAUAUUAUGGACUCCUAAGCACUGUUUCUGUCUGCGGACAGCCUGGAUCAAAGGACUCUAUCUCCUGGUAAAGGUUAAAUUGUGGCAGAAAACACUAAUUGCCAUCAGAGGGAGGUUUGGCUCCAGCAUUAGCUCCUAUUUCUCAUUUCUUCGUCUCUUGCUGUUGUUGAACUUUGCAUCCCUCAUCCUUACCACUGGAUUUGUCAUCUUCCCCAUUAUGUUUCUCAACCAGUCUGAACACAGACAGGGCUAUUUUGUAUCUUGUGGAAACUCCUCAACCUCUCAGAAACAAAGUGCUGUGCUCGACAUAUUCACAGGAGAAGGCAUAAUGGAACACACUUUUCUUUUCUAUGGACAUUACACUGACAUGACAGUACAAGGCUCCUGGUUCAAUAUCCGUCUUGCCUACCUGCUUACUCCCCUUAUUUUCCUGCUGAUCUGCGGCCUUGGCCUCUUGCAGUGCCUAAUAAAAGGUAUAACGCAAAGGCGGGUGCGGAGUCGGGACUACAAGACCCCCAUCAGCAGCAAGGUGUUUUCAGGUUGGGAUUUCUGCGUGCGAGGGUCAGGGACAUCUAUCCUGAAGCAACAGAGCCUCAGCAAUGACCUCAAGUCUGACCUGGCAGAGAAACGCUGGUAUUGGGAGAUCGCUGAGCAGUCUCUGGGUAAAAGGGUGCGUGUUAUUAUCCUUAGUGUAAUUCUGAACUGCAUUAUCCUGGCAUUGAUUGGUGGAAGCUUCUAUUCCAUUUACCUGGCGACUGGCAUAUCACAAGAUUAUCAAGAGAGACCAGCAGGGCCAGCCCUCAGCUUGGUGAUACAGUAUCUUGUCCCUAUUGUCAUCUCCCUGGUCCUACUGAUCCUGCCACAUCUUUUCAUGCUUCUUGUGAGAUUUGAGGGUAUGUCGCCUAGAGCGGAGAUAACCCUAACUUUGAUCAGGUGUGUGUUCCUCAGGCUUGGUGUCUUGGUGAUUUUCUUCUUUUCUCUGGGAAGGAAGAUUCUGUGUUUGGGGGGUUCCAGUGCACCUUGUGAGACCUGCGGCUACAAUUUACAUUUUCAGUGCUGGGAAACAUCAGUGGGACAAGAGUUCUACAAGUUGUCCAUGUUCCACUUUCUUCAACUGCUAAUGGUGUUCUUAUUCCUGCAACUGCCCCGCAGAAUCCUGGUUUCCAGGUCCCAGUGGCGUGUGGUUCGCUGGCUUGGCAAGGAACAGUUCCAACUUUCCCAGAAUGUGCUGGACACCGUGUAUGGUCAGACCUUGGUGUGGGGUGGGAUGUUCUAUGCCCCCCUCCUGCCUCUCUUCAACCUCAUCUUCAUUUUCAUCACUUUCUAUAUUAGAAAGUUUUCCCUGUAUCAGCUGUGUGAUGUCUCCCAGAAAUUAUUUCGCGAAUCAACUUUGAGGAUCUUGUUUCACUUUGUCCUGCUGCUGGGUCUGAUGACAGUCUUUUUCCCUGUGAUAUAUCUAGUGACAAGUGUUCGCCCAUCUCAUUCCUGUGGCGUAUUUACUGACUACAACACUCCGUGGGAGGCUCUACAGAACAGUACUCGCUCAGCAGUGCCCCCUGUAGUACUGACAGUCCUUGGUUACAUGACAUCAGAUACCAGUGCUUAUUGCCUACUCAUUGCCCUUUGUCUCAUGCUCACUUCCUUUGUCUGCCGAGUCCGACAGAAUGAACAAGAUGUGGAGAGGCUGAAAGACUUCUUGUCAAAUCAAAUAGAAGAUAAAAAAUUUCUGGUACAAAGGCUGAGAGAGGAACAGGACCGUCAGAAGCAUAAUGCAAAGCAUCAGCUAGAAGCUGACUACUGUGAUUAACUGGAAAUCGUGUGAAAGCCUCCAACCUGUUACUACAGAAAUUCAUGGAGUCUGUGGUUGAGUCAGCAGCAGAAAAGUCAUCACUUUGCUGCUAAUUGAUAUGGACAACUUCCCAGGGCAUUAAUGGAAAUGUCUGGACCUCAUUGCAAAAUUGUAAUUGGGCUUUCUAUGUACCAACACAAAGUCAUACCCACCACGGUGUGUGCUCCAUUUCUUGUUAGUAUCUAAUAGAGCAGAGAACUAAUUGCAAUAGUCUGGCACAUGAGUCUGAAUUAUAGAUACAUGAGUCUCAUUACUUUUCAAAUCACAUGACUGGAUAAAUUUCAUCUGAACUUAUAUUGUAAGUCUGUAUUUAAGAACUAAUUCUUUCUUUGGGACAGGGCCCCUGUGCUUCCGGGCCCCAUAGCAGUGGUAGGGACACUAUGUUAUAGUUACAGCUUUUCCAUCCUCCAUGAAGAGACUCCAUUUUAUUGUUAGUUAUUGUUCUUUACCCUAUAAUAAGACUAAUAAGAAUAUUAACAGCAAAGAUGUAACUCCAGUUGAUGGCACCCAUGGCAAACCAAAAAAAUAUUUUUAUUUCUUUAUGGUAUAAUAUAUAUAUAUAUAUAUAUAUAUAUAUAUAUCGAA
Molecule: messenger RNA, 2688 nt
Organism: Pseudophryne corroboree (corroboree frog)
Lineage: Eukaryota; Metazoa; Chordata; Amphibia; Anura; Myobatrachidae
Gene: TMC8
Product: transmembrane channel like 8
Exons: 16
Coding region: 100-2061 (653 amino acids)
Cellular component (GO): plasma membrane
Molecular function (GO): mechanosensitive monoatomic ion channel activity
Source: RefSeq, a predicted model, not a curated record